AUGUUGGUUGGUACCCCUCACCUGCUGACACUGGAUGAAGCUGAUGCUAUCUGGACCCUCAUCAAAGAUAAGGUUAUAGAGGAGCGCUUUGGGCCCAAUGUAGUGGCAGUACCUUUCCUGUCGGAUGCAGCCUGCUUUGAUCUACUGGGUGUGCUAGUGAAACAGUCCCGCCCAGCCCACACCCGCCUGGCUCUGCCAGGUCGGCAGGGCCGGCGGGCACUACAACCAGUGGGGCCACUACCGAACCUCCUGGAGCAGGCAGGCUCUGAAGGUGCCUUUGCCCACUGCACUAGAGAAUACUCACCAAAUGGCCGGGCAGAGACAGCCUAUGAAGAAAUGUGACUGUUGGAUGGGCAGCCCUGCCGGAUCCGCUUACAUAUGGGUGGCUUGCGUAAGAAGGUGGCCUUCCUGCUGCUGCCACCAGGGCAGGUGAGCCUACAGCAGACUCUUCCCUGGCUCCGAAGCACCCACAGCAUCUACGUCAUCUACCAGGUCUUCUCCUGUUCCUGGCUACAGCUGGGGCUGCUGCCUACAGCCCGUGAGCCCCAACUGCUCUGGUUACAGCGGUCACUGCCUAUUGCCUUCUCCUGCCUCAAGUUUUCACUGCAGCCCAAGGGAGUGCUGGGACCACAGAAGCCCCUGAUCAAAGACCCACUGCCCCAUGGGGCCAGUUGGGUCAGACCCGACCUCAGCAUCAUGCCACCUCCGGCCCCCACGUCAGCCCCUGCUGAUGUCCCUGAAGCUGCUGAUGUGCCCUCACCUGGCCCAGCCCCACCUUCACCACCUCCCCAGGAAGGGCCAGAGGGCAGACCACCCAGAUUCUCCUACAAGGGCCGAAACCCCUUCCGAAGGGGGCCCCAGAUGCUGUCAGAGAACUGGCUCUUCAGCCCCCGAAGCCCCGCACCAGGAGCCCAGGGUGGGGGACCCGGGGACCCCGAGCGGCACUCCAUGUCCCUGCCCCUGCUGCAGGGUCUGUCCUCGGAGAUCGACAGCGACGAAUGA
Molecule: messenger RNA, 1002 nt
Organism: Eubalaena glacialis (North Atlantic right whale)
Lineage: Eukaryota; Metazoa; Chordata; Mammalia; Artiodactyla; Balaenidae
Gene: C10H11orf42
Product: chromosome 10 C11orf42 homolog
Exons: 3
Source: RefSeq, a predicted model, not a curated record